Terrapene triunguis (Three-toed box turtle) is the source of this 2355-nucleotide messenger RNA. RefSeq names its product anoctamin 9 (gene ANO9). Gene Ontology annotation, biological process: chloride transmembrane transport. The transcript is spliced from 24 exons. The record is from RefSeq and is a predicted model, not a curated record. Lineage: Eukaryota; Metazoa; Chordata; Testudines; Emydidae. Gene Ontology annotation, cellular component: plasma membrane. Gene Ontology annotation, molecular function: protein dimerization activity; chloride channel activity. The coding region runs from base 1 to 2355 and encodes 784 amino acids.
AUGCAGGAUGAAACUGAGCUAAGGGAAAAGACCUCCGGGAAGUCAGAUGAGACGAAGCCCUUAGUCCCGAACCAGAUGAAGUGGGACUUCAUCCUAGUAUGUGACAAACACAAGCCUGGCAGCAAGAAGGAUAAGAGGGAGGAAUUCUUGGACAAGUUGAAAAACAAAGGAUUUACCAUCGAGAAAAUCAAGGACAAGAAACUAUUCUAUGGGGUCCAUGCCCCGAGUGAAAUCUUCCAAAAAUACCAAUAUCUGCUGAAGAACUCAGACAGCGGGUUGCAGAAUCACCACACGGAAGAGGUGACCAUCACCACCAGGCUACGUAUCGUCAACUUUAUCCUGCAGAACACAGAGAUUUCUUCUGAGGAGACGCUCCGAAAACUGAUAAAGGCGAAGGUCUUUGAGGCAGCAUUCCCACUGCACGAGCAAGAAGGGCUGAGAAAGUUACUGAAGGAGAAUUGGGCCCAAUGGAGAAAGAUACUGAAGGAACAGUCAAUUGAGGAUAUCAGGAGUUAUUUUGGGGAGAAGGUGGCCCUGUAUUUUGCCUGGCUAGGCUGGUACACCCGCAUCCUGUUCCCAGCUGCUGUGCUGGGCCUGCUUGUCUUCCUAUAUGGGAUCUUUCAUUUUGAUUCCAGUCAGGUCAGCAAAGAGAUCUGUGAAGCCAACACCACCAUCAUGUGCCCACUCUGUGACCAGAAGUGCCCGUUCUGGCAGCUGUCAGAUACUUGCACCUAUGCCAAGGUCACUCACCUGUUUGACAACGAGGGGACGAUUCUCUUUGCAGUGCUCAUGGCUCUCUGGGCCACCGUGUUCCUAGAGCUGUGGAAGAGGAGAAGGGCUGAGGUGGUCAGUGGCUGGGAACUGUACGGGUGGGAUGAAGAUGAGGAGGAGCUGGCCUUGCAGCUGAUCAAUAACCCAGAGCAUAACCUCAAGGAGUACCAGCACUCUUAUAUCCGCAGCACUAUCCUGCUUCUCUUAGUCCUGCUUAUGAUCACCGUGCUCAUUGGCAUCGCCCAUGCGCUCGUCAUUUACCGGGUGGUGGCGACUGUAGUCUUCACCCAAAGCGACUUCGAGUUCUUCCGGGAACGGGCCAGCACCGUGGCGGUGAUGACGGGGGCUGUGCUGCAUUACAUCACCAUCGUCGUCAUGACCAAGGUGAACAGGCGUGUGGCGCUCUUUCUCUGUGAUCUGGAGACGCCACGGACAUUCUCGGAGCGUGAGAACAUCUUCACUGUGAAAAUCUUCACCUUCCAGUUCUUCACCUACUUCUCCUCACUGAUCUACAUCGCCUUCUUCCUGGGAAGGAUUAACGGCCGUCCUGGGAACUACGUGCGUGUAGCUGGCAAGUGGAGGCUGGAGGAGUGCCACCCAAGUGGCUGCAUCACUGAUCUCUUUAUCCAAAUGGCCAUCAUAAUGACCCUGAAGCAGACCCUGAGUAACUUCGUGGAGUACCUCACCCCCUGGCUAAGAUUAAGGUUCCAAAAAUCACUUGCCAACCCAAAGGACAAAGACAAGGUUCACAUGGAGAAAGGACCCAAGGACUCCUGCAAGGAGCAGUGGCUCAAGAACUACCAACUCAACGAGGUCAACGUCUUCAGCUUGUUCGACGAGUUCUUGGAAAUGAUGAUCCAGUACAGCUUCACCACCAUCUUUGUGGCUGCCUUCCCCCUCGCCCCGCUAAUGGCCUUCAUCAAUAACCUCUUUGAGAUCCGGCUGGAUGCCAUCAAGAUGGUGCAGCUGCAGAGGCGCAUAGUGCCUAGGAAAGCCAAUGACAUCGGCAUCUGGCUGCAGGUUCUGGAGGCCAUUGGUAUUUUGGCCGUCAUUGGCAAUGGCCUGGUGAUCGCCAUCACCUCAGACUUCAUCCCCAAGCAGGUCUACAAAUACACGUACAGCCCGUGCAUGCUGCAGAACCGCACCGAUAUCAACUGUUUGACAGGUUACAUCAACAACAGCCUCUCAGUGUUCCGUGUCCAGGACUUUGAGUGGCAGAUGAAGAUGCCCGAAAAGCUUCCAGAUUUUAUGAGGAGUGAGAUCACAGAAUGCAGGUACCGGGAUUACAGGAACUCCAAUGACUACAACUACUCUGUCCAGUUCUGGCAUGUUUUCGCAGCCCGGCUCGCCUUCCUUAUUUUAUUUGAGCACGUGGCUCUGUGCAUCAAGUUGAUUGCAGCCUGGUAUGUACCCGACAUCCCCCAAUCAGUUAAGAAUGGGCACCUGAAGAAAAAAUAUGAAAAUCUACAGGGAGAACUCAGGUUGGACUAUAUUUCACAUGAAGCACCACAGUCUCCCUCUAUUAACAAAGGGAAGUGGUACAUCAUGGGAGUCCCUGAUCAUGUUGCAUUACGGGAGAUGUAG